CGUAAAGUAUGCUUUCAUUCAGUCGAUCUGUAUCGUAGGCAGCUGUAAUUUACGUUCGUUUGCUAGAGUAGAAAGUGUUUCAGGACUCUGCAUAUCGUAGUACUCCAAUAACGUGGUAGUAAACACUAAACAGCACGUUGAACCUGUUACGGUGGUAUUGUCGAGCCACCGCAUAACUUCGCUGUUCGUGAAAAAGGACCACCACUCACUGUACGAGUGCGGAGUGAGCCACAGAUUUUUGCGCAUAACAGUCGUAUGUUUAUAAUGGUGUUCUGUGGUAAGACUGGUCGACGCUAAGGUUUUGUGCCCCGUGUCCCGAAGAUCUGUAAAUCGAUGCUUCAGUCUUUAUGCAGCAGCUCCCAUUUGAUUGAUUAUCUGAAGUUUCUUUAAAGAAAGCACUCUUUCCAGUUCGCCGAGUUUGGUUUUUGCUGUACAGCGACAGGAAAACGUAAACGGUCGCGGGAUGUUCUGAAGUUCUCAGUGCGUGUUUCUGAUUUGAGUUGUUCAAGUUUCAAAAAAUGGCCGACAAAGCUCCGGAAAUUGCUUCCAGUACGGAUGAGCCCGUCACGAAGAGCAGUCUGAAUGCGCCCAAUCCCGGUGCUCCCGAAAGCGAGAAGCCUGUGACUACUGACGUUCCGCUUGAGUCCGGCAGCGCCGUCAGUUCCACCGCGGAGCACGUCGCUCAGAAGGGCAAAUCUCCAAGUCCGACGCAUUCCGCUGGAUCGAAUCGUAAGUCCGCUUCACCAACGAGAAACGAAAAGGACGUGAAGGGAAGCAAGAGUGUGGAUAGGGAGCCUGCAAGUUCUACCGGAAACGAUAUCAGUGAAAGCAGCGAUAACAUGGGUUCGUCGAAAGAUCAAAACUCGUCUGUUGGCGACAAACCGGCUCCCCCAGUUAAGAGCGGUACGAUGAUCGCCACUGCUAAGGAAGGUGAAGCUUUUUUGAAUAAUAAGCGCUUGGGCAACUCGCGUUCCGACACGAAACAAAUGAAGCAGGCAACUGAUACUUCCGCGGAAAGCUUACCCAAGAAGGCUCCAGUCAGAAAGGACCACAGCAUGAAGGCUACUGCUUCGGAAGCGGAGGUCAUUACUGGGGCACCAAUUGAUGUGUCGGAAAAACGGACUUUGAGGUCUGAGAAGCGAAAAGCUGAAGAGCCACCUAAACCGACUCGAGAUAACACGAUGAAGCGAACAGCAAAGGAGGGAAAUGCCGUGUUGGGAGACGGUGCUCCGACAAAGCGUACGCGUGGAGGAAAGUGAAAACAUUUGGCCUAUGCAGCUGCCUUUGGGGAACCAAAUCCUAGUAUUAUUAUCUACCUUGUCUACUUUUUGUUAUGUAUAUGUGCGUGUAGUCAUUCAUAUAUUUCUAUAUUUCGUUUAAAACUUGUCGAACACAUUUUGUGCAGUCGUUUAUUGUCUUGCACGGUGAAGAAAAUUCGCAGGAUUUUUGACAUGUAUGUACUUUAAAAUGCAGUUGAUGGUUAUUUUGUCAGCUCGUAAUUUCAGCAUUUUACUUCCUCUAUCGAUAUUUUUCAGCAUGAGGCACUAUUAUUGUUAGCAGUACUUUAUAUUUUGUUUUUGGCCUAUCGUGUGCCGAUUGGACCGGAUUGGUAUUGUUGAGAUGUAUACUGUUACAGUCGAAAGUAUUAAAAUGAGACGCAGAUCAAA
Messenger RNA from Paramacrobiotus metropolitanus, 1667 nucleotides. Its product is annotated as proteoglycan 4-like. The record is from RefSeq and is a predicted model, not a curated record. The coding region runs from base 519 to 1259 and encodes 246 amino acids. NCBI's taxonomy places the organism in Eukaryota, Metazoa, Tardigrada, Eutardigrada, Parachela, Macrobiotidae. The transcript has 6 exons.